Amborella trichopoda is the source of this 1261-nucleotide messenger RNA. Its product is annotated as lignin-forming anionic peroxidase. NCBI's taxonomy places the organism in Eukaryota, Viridiplantae, Streptophyta, Magnoliopsida, Amborellales, Amborellaceae. The record is from RefSeq and is a predicted model, not a curated record. Gene Ontology annotation, molecular function: peroxidase activity; heme binding. Gene Ontology annotation, biological process: hydrogen peroxide catabolic process; response to oxidative stress.
UACCUCUCUUUCUCUCUCUAGGUUUUCUUGUGCAUUUAAGGCCAAAAACUACACCCUUGAACGAGCCAUUCUCUCUCUUUAAGACGCUUCUUUAAACCCCUCCUUCUCUUUCUAAACUGUUAUAUCAAGAAAAGAGAUGGGCUCUUGCUCUACUGCCCAUAUAGCAACACUGCUCAUGAUAUUGCUAUGUAGCAUGCUGUUACUAUGUGAAGGGAAGCAGCUGAGCUCCAAGUUCUAUGAUUCGAGCUGCCCCAAUGCCCUCUCUACCAUCCGCACCGCCAUUCAUGCCGCGAUAUCGGCAGAGAGGCGGAUGGGAGCCUCCCUUAUUCGCCUCCACUUCCAUGAUUGCUUUGUCAAUGGUUGCGAUGCAUCGCUCCUGUUGGACUCGACUUCCUCUUUCGAGAGCGAACAGAAUGCCAUUCAGAACAUCGAGUCUGCUAGAGGCUUCCAAGUCAUUGAAAAGGCAAAGUCGAGAGUGGAAAGCAUAUGUCCAGGUGUGGUCUCCUGUGCAGACAUCCUUGCAGUUGCAGCAAGAGACUCUUCUGUAAAGUUGGGAGGUCCAUCGUGGACUGUAAAGCUAGGGCGAAGAGACUCUGCAACGGCAAGCAAGAGUGAGGCAGAGAGAGAACUCCCUCUCUUCACCACUCCCUUGGACAGUCUCAUCUCUCGCUUCCGCAGAAAGGGACUCAGUGCCAAAGACUUGGUGGCUCUCUCUGGUGCACACACAAUAGGCCAAGCCCAGUGUUUCACAUUCAGAGACAGAAUUUACAACCACACCAACAUCGACUCUGGCUUUGCUCGCAAAAGGCGUAAUCGCUGCCCUUCAAAUGGUGGGGACUCGAAGCUCGCACCGCUUGACCUUGUUACACCCACUAGCUUCGACAACAACUACUUCAAGAUUUUGAUGCAGAAAAAGGGUUUGUUGGAAUCAGAUCAGGUGCUGUUUAAUGGUGGAUCAACUGAUGAGAUAGUGAGGUCAUAUAGUAAGAGUCGCAGUGCUUUCUACUCGGAUUUUGCGGAGGCUAUGGUGAAGAUGGGGGAUAUUGAGCCUCUUACUGGAUCAGCUGGGCAGAUUAGGGCAAGGUGCUCCGUGCCCAAUUGAUUGAUUCUUGAAAGGGAUUGUGGUUUAUGUUAUUAAUUUGUUCUUUUUUAGACGAAGGCCCUUUGUAAUUGUAUAUUGUGGGGGCCUAUGUGCUUCUCAUUCAUGUAGAUGUGUGAUUAGUUUAUUUCAUGAAAUUGCUUUCUUGUAAUUUGUGUCGUG